Molecule: messenger RNA, 513 nt
Organism: Rotaria sordida
Lineage: Eukaryota; Metazoa; Rotifera; Eurotatoria; Philodinida; Philodinidae
Source: the annotation of a GenBank genome assembly
AUGAUACAUGUCGACAAAUAUAUUUAUUUUUUUGGAUUAUUCUAUAUUCGACAAUUUGUUAAUCUUGAAUCAUUAAUAUUAAUUGGAAAUACUGAACAAGACUUUAAUGAAGUGAUUACAAAAUUAAAUCUUCUUUCAAAAUUAUCCUAUUUAUCGAUUAAACUUGUACAUGGUUUACUACCUAAAAUAACAGUACCAUCACUGAAAUAUUUAUCAAUUAGUAUGUAUUCAAUGUAUCAGCGAGAACAAUUAUUAUUAUGUACACCCAUCUUAAUAAAUUUAAAUGUGCAAUUAAUUGCUGAGACUACUUUCGUCGACAACGGUUUUCUUUCAACAAAAAUAACAACAGAAAUUUGUCAAUUAAAAAUUGAACCUGUCGAAAAAUCCAAUAUAGUAUUUGAUGAUAUUAAAGUAUUAUUUUGUAUGAAUACCGAAACUAAAAAUAUUUACAUUUAUCGCAGCAAGAAGAAUCCAAUUUAUUCGUUGUGUACAAUGGAAACAUUUAAUUCAUAG